Messenger RNA from Amborella trichopoda, 2615 nucleotides. NCBI's taxonomy places the organism in Eukaryota, Viridiplantae, Streptophyta, Magnoliopsida, Amborellales, Amborellaceae. The record is from RefSeq and is a predicted model, not a curated record.
UUCCAAUUUUUGAACCGACUAAGGUCAGGUCCAAUCAUCGACCUUGUGUCGUGUCCAGGUUCAUCCCCACCCCUGUUGUCAGAGGCUUUUACCAGUUGAUGAGAGAGUUGUGGGAUCCAUACGCAGACUUGCGUCGGGCCGCGUCCAGUAAUCGGUCCCGUUUUGGGUCCGGGUUUAUGGGCACCCCUGAUAUUGCCAGAGGCCUCUACUGGUUGAUGCGAGAGAGAGAGGCCUCUGAUUAAGGGGAUGAGGGGCGGAAUCUACGUCACCUGACUGCUUUAUAACUAGUGUUUGAAGUUUGAACCACUUAAAAUUGCUCUAUUGCUCUCCGUUUGAGACAGAGAUGAAGGCUGCAUCAACCAAACAUGAGGCUCCAUUGGCCACCUGAUCAUCUCCACCCAUCUUCCAUGGCCCUUUCACAUGCCUCCAUCACCCCCUCCUCCUCUCUCCACCAAACUCUGUCAGACCAUCUCUCUACUCCGCCACCCAAAUCCCCCACACUUUCUCUCUCUCCUAAAUUCCUCCAAAACCAUCAAAUCUCUCAAGCAAAUACAUGCGCAAAUGAUCAUAACGCAAGCGGCCCAAAACACCUUUCUCUCUACCAAGCUCUUGGAAUCAUGUGUUACCAAGCACCAAUUGGGUUAUGCAUCUCUCAUUUUCUCUCACAUCAAUGACCCAAAUGCUUAUGCUUGGACCACCAUGAUCAGAGGCUUCGUACUAUCAAAAUCGCCUGAAAAAGCGAUCGAAUUCUUCACAAGAAUGAAGGCCCAAGGUGUCAACCCCAACAAUUUCUCUCUCUUGUUUAUGCUCAAGGCUUUCACCAUGGUCUUGGCCUACAAAGAAGGUAGGCUUAUCCAUGGCCUAAUCUUAAAGCUUGGCUUAGAAUUGGACCUAUUUUUGCACAAUGCCUUAGUUCACAUGUAUUCUUUAUUUGGUGACAUGAAGUCUGCACACCAAGUGUUUGGUGAAAUGCCCAUGAAUACUAUUGCUACAUAUAAUGCAUUGAUAAGUGGAUGCUUUUCUUGUGGUGAUGUAAUGGGUGCGAGAAAAAUAUUCGAUGAGAUGAUUGACAGAAAUGUGGUAACUUGGAAUGCAAUGGUUAGUGGCUAUUCUAAACUAGGCCUAUUGAAAGAGGCUCGAUUCAUUUUUGAAGAGAUGCCAAUAAGAGAUGUAUUUUCUUGGAGUGCAAUGAUCUCUGGCUAUUCUCAAAGUGGGCGAGCGAUCGAGGCCUUGGCCUUAUUCCAAAAGAUGCAACUUUCCAACAUUGGCCCUGACUCAGUGACCAUGGUUAGUGUGCUCUCGGCAUGUGCUACAGCAGGGGCUUUAGAUGUUGGAAAAUGGGUUCAUGCCUAUAUUGACAAAAACGAGCUUAGGUGUGAUGUUUUCUUAGGAACCUCGCUUGUAGAUAUGUAUGCGAAAUGUGGGUGCAUUGACAUGGCACUUAGAGUUUUUAGAGAAAUGCCCCAUAAGAAUGUUUUCACUUGGAAUGCGAUGAUAAGUGGGCUUUCCUUGCAUGGUCAUGGAGAGGAUGCUCUAUCGCUCUUCGCUGCCAUGGAGAAGGCACAUGUGAUCCCAAAUGAGGUCUCUUUUGUGGGCGUCCUAUGUGCAUGUACCCAUGUUGGGAGAGUCGAAGAGGGGUGUAAGCACUUCAAUCGCAUGAUUCAAGAGCUUAAUAUUUCGCCCAAAAUUGAGCAUUAUGGCUGCAUGGUUGAUCUAUUAGGCCGAUCAGGGAGGCUAGAAGAGGCUAGAGAGUUCAUCAAAUCAAUGCCUAUGGCUCCAAACAUUGUAAUUUGGGGUGCUUUGCUUGGUGCUUGCAAGAUUCAUGGGGAUGUGGAGAUGGGAGAGAGUGUAGUGAAGCCCCUUGUAGAGCUUAGACCCAGAGACGGUGGUUGCUAUGUGCUCUUGUCGAAUAUAUAUGCAGCAGCUGGGCGGUGGAGUGAGGCAGCAAAGUUAAGGAAAUUGAUGAGAGAGAUGGGGGUCGAGAGGGUCCCUGGGUGUAGCUCAAUUGAGGUGAACAGCGUGGUGCAUGAGUUCUUGGUGGAAGAUAGAUUGCAUCCCCAGUGGAAAGAGGUGUAUGAGGUUGUUAAUUGGGUCAAUAUGCAUUUGGAGGACGAGGGUUAUGUGCCUGAUACAUCACAAGUGUUGUAUGAUAUAGAUGAUGAGGGCUAAGGAUACAAGAUGGGCUUGGUGUUUGUAUUGAUAAUUCAGUGGUUAAGGUGCAAGGGCAACAACACUACCAUACAAGGCACAUAUAUCUAUUUAUGUGAGGAGAUUUUGGAAGGGCUUAACACUUUGAAAAUCAUUGAGAUCAUAUGAAGAUAAACGAUGAGAAGAAAUGGAUCAUGCUUAUGAGAUGCAUAUGAACUGCUCCAUCGUAGUGAGUUACUGAAGGGGUCACAUAUUUUGCAGGGGCUUGGCCACUUAGGGUGAUAUGUGAAGAACAAUUCAGAUAUUUCUGCUUGGACGGUUGGCUCUUUUACAUGUUUCAUCAAAAGUUUUUUUGGGGAUAGUUUUAUGCAUUUCAUUACUUAUUUUUGUAAGUUUUAUGCAUUUCAUCCUGAAGAGUCGAUUGUACGGAGGAGAAAUUUUGAGAAUGACAAAAUCAAUGUUUGUGA